This is a messenger RNA of Closterium sp. Naga37s-1, 8547 nucleotides long. The record is from the annotation of a GenBank genome assembly. Lineage: Eukaryota; Viridiplantae; Streptophyta; Zygnematophyceae; Desmidiales; Closteriaceae.
AUGGCGGACCCGACGACGGUUCUAGAAGAGGAGUUCGACGAGAACUACGAGCCGACGCAGGAAGACAUUCUCGAGUACGCGCAAUGGCUGGGCAUGGAGUUGCCGGAGGAGGAGGAGCUGCUGUGGGUGGCGCGGCAGGGACUCAAGGCGCCGCUGCCGCCCAACUGGAAGCCAUGUCGCACAGACGACGAUGAGAUCUACUACUUCAACUUCCAGACGGGCGAGAGUGUGUGGGACCAUCCCUGCGACGACCACUACAGAGCCCUGUACACGGAUGAGAAGAACAAGCUCAAGGCAGCGAAGGCUGCAGCAGCAGCCACCAGCGUGGCACAGGUGGGUGGAGCGGGCCAUAAUACAUGCUGCAGGUGGGUGUGUGAGUGGACUCAAAGGCACCUCGUCCCACAGCCCAAGGAGGAGCAUCGCAACAACCUCUUCCGCCAGGGCUCGCUGCAACCCCAGUCCAUGCUGCAGGUGGGGUGGGUGGGGCAUGCCGCAAUACAAGCUGCAGGUGGGUGGGUGUGGUGCAGUGCUUGCUGCAGGCAGGGCGGUGGCUUUCCCAGUGGGGCGGUGGCUUUCCCAGUGGGGCGGUGGCUUUCCCAGUGGGGCGGUGGCUUUCCCACGGAGGCACAAGGUCCGGAGGCGCAAGGUCGUCCCCAAGGGGUCAAGAGACGCCUCUCCCGAUUCGCCAAACGCAGCCCCACCACCCUCGCCCUUCCCGCCCAUCACAGACAGCUCGGAGGAGUGCCACAGGGGCGAGGGCGCCUCUCCAUCACAGACAGCUCGGGGGAUGAUAGAGGCAUGGCGCGCGCUGCUGCUGCUGCUGCUGGUGCUGCUGCUGCUGCUGUUGUUUUCUCUCCUAAAAUCAACCCCAUCCCCUGUUUUCUUUCCAUGCAGGAGUGCCACAGGGGCGGGGGCGGUCGGCGGUCUCCCAUGGCUAGCUCUCUGGCUCGGGCAGGGUCCAUGGGGGCUGCUAUCAAGGGAAAGCCCACAAUUUUGGAAGAAACGGAUGCAGAGGAGUGGGAAACGUCUGACGACGAAACGGGCACCAGACCACCCUCGUCCGCCGCUGCUGUUGCAUCAGCAUCAGCACCAGGUGCAGCAGCAGCAUCUGGAAUCCCAGUCUCACAAUCCCCCGGUGGUGUGCCUAUUGCUGCUGGGGCGGGGGGACAGGGGACAGGCGCAGGAGCAGGGGGAGGAGGGGGAGGGGGAACAGGGGGAGGUGGGGGUGGGGGUAGAGGGGGCGGCAGAGGAGGGGCCGAGGGUUACCACCAGCAGCAGCAACAACAACAGCAGAAGCAUGGGAUGGUCCCUCGGAGGACCGGCGGUAUGCCGAACCAGAACCAGGAGGUUCGGCGGGGAGCGGGAGGAGGAGCAGGGGGUGGUGGGGAGGGUGGGGGCAGGGGGGAAGCAGGCAGCAGCAGAAGACCGGGGAGUUCCGAUAGGGGGGGAGGGGAAGCGGGGGGAGGGGGAGCGGGAGCGGUGGGAGCAGGAGUGGGUGGUGUGGGGGCCGUGGUAAAGGGAGGAGCAGAGGGGAGGGAGGGCAGGGAGGGGAGGGAGAGGAGGGAAGAGCGAGGAGAAGGAGUGGGGGGAAGGCAGGAGGGGGAGGGGAAGGAGAGGCGGAGGUCUUUGGAGGGGCGGGGGAGUGGCAUGGGGGGAGAGAGGGUGGGGGAGAGGGCGGGGGAGAGAUCUGCGGAGAGGGGGGAUCCCAGGGAUGGGCGGGGGGGAGAGGGGGCGGGGAGAGGAGGGCCGAAGAGAACCAGCAGCACGGAUGCCCAGGGGGGAGUGGGUAACAGUCAGGGCAGCAGUCAGGGCAUGCAGGGUUACUCAAGAGGAGGAGGGGGUGAGGCUAGUCAAGAUCCUCAGCAGAGAGGUGCCCGGGCCACACAGUCCGCUGCAGGCAUCGCCAGACAGGGCUCCUGGGCGAAGCCAGCUGAGGACCCAAAGCAGCAGCAGCAGGGGAGGGGCGCUGCUGCAGCAGCAGCUACUGGUGCCGCUGGUGGUGGUGCAGGCGCACCAGGUGGUGCUGCUGCUGCAGGGGGGGGGAUGGCUGGGGCAGGCGUAUCUGGUGCAGGUGGUGCAGGUGGUGCUCGUAAGGCGUCUGGGCUGGCUGAUGGGCGGCUUGCAGGAGGGGUGCAAGGGGGGGCGGGGCAAGGGGUUGUGCAGGCUGGUGGCUCUGGCGGUUUACUGGCGGUUGCAGCAGCGGAGAGACAGAAGCGGGAAGGGGAGGAGGUGGCGGGUAAAGGAGGGCCAGCUAAGGAGCGGGAGUCGCUUUCCCAGGAUCCCAAGGAUGAUGCUGAGGACGAUGAGGUGACUCGCUUAAGGGAGGCAGCAGCAGCAGCACAGAGGCGAAUAGCACGGUACGAGGCGGAGUGUGACGGGCGGCUGGCAAAGCUCAAGGCGGAGAGGGAGGCUCUCGUGAGGCGCAGAGAGGCGGAGAUCACCCGGCUGGCGGAGCAACUCGGCACGCCUUUUGAUGCAGGGGCACUCACCCAAGCGCGCAGCGUAGCAGUGGACGAGGGGAGAGCGCUCAUCACGAGAGAACGUGAUGCAGCCGUAGCAUCAGCCAAGGAGGAGGUGGAGCGGGAGAGGCAGCGAGCCAUGGCUGUGCUCCGAGAGGAAGCUUCCCUGAAGGUGGCCCUGGAGCGUCGGCACCUGCAGGUGGAUCCUCAGGUGGUGGCGCUGGUGAAUCUGGAGGAGGUGGCCCGGCAGCAGGAGUUUCUCAACCGCUGGCGGGCGGCUCUGGAGCAGGAGAAUCCGCAAGUCCUAGCCAGAUGGAAGGCCGCAGCCACAGAGGAAGAGCAGCGAAUGCUCGAGCUCGCACGGAGAGAAGCAGCAGCACGCGUGGAGCGAGUGGUAGAGCAGGAGGAGCGGCGGGAGCGGGAAUCAACCCUCAAGGGCAUCAGAGAGCGGGUGCGGGCGAAGCUGGGGGAAGAGGAGAGGCGGAUAGUCGCCCAGGAACGGGCAGAAAUGGCUUCCCGUGUUGCCGAAGCUGUCGCGGAGGAGCGGGAGCGGCUCGUGGAGGUUCGGCGGAAGGAGGUGUUGGAUCGGGCGGAGCGGGAGGCUGGGGAGGAGGCGGAGAGGAGGAGACAGGCGAGGUUGCUUGAGGCUUGGAGGAGGGUAGAGGCUGAGGUGGAGGGGGUGCAAGAGGAAGGGUGGGAGAGUGUGGUUGGGAGGGCGAGGGGAGUUGCAGAGGAGGCUGGGAUUGCCAUGGAUGGAGAGAAAGGGAAGAUUCUAGAGAUUGUGCGGUGGUCGCUGGAGGAGGAGAGGAAAGAGUUGAGUGAACAGAGGGUGGCUGAGGUGGUUGAAGCGUUAAAGGAGGAAGAGAGGGAGGUUGUAGCGCGGAUGAAGAAGGAGAAGGGGGUGAAUGGGGAGGUGGUGGGUGCUGAUGGUGCUGGUGGUGCUGUGACCGCUGCUUUGAAGGCUCGGGCCGAGGAGGAAGCUGCUGGGAAGCUGGAGAGGUUGAGGAAAGAGGCGGAGGAGAGAGUGAGAGAGCAGGCGAGAGGAGAGGAAGCUGCGUUGCUGGCUAGAAGGAGGGGGGAGAUGGAGCAAAGGGCAGAAGCGUUGGGUAGAGGAGGGAAGGGCGCGGUGAUUCAGCUAGAGAAGGAUUUACUGGAAGGGGAGUUAGGAGAGAAGAUUGCACUGAUGAGAAAAGAGGCAGAGGAGAGGGAGGUGCGGGAAAGGGAAAGGCUUAAAGCGAGUAUAGAGAGGCGGCUAGAAGAGGCUGUGGAGGGGGAAGAGAGGGCUAUGGAGGGUGUGGUGGAGGAGAGGAAGAAGGAGAUGAGAGAGAGGGCUAGGCGGGCUGUGCAGGAAGAAGAGAAGAAGCUUCUGGAGGAGAUGAGAGCGCAGGUUCGGAAGAAGGUGGAGGAUAGGUUCGGCGCCGAGGCUGAGAGCUGGGCAGGUUCGGUGAGGGAGGAGUUGAUGGAGCAGGCGAAGAGGGAGGUGGAGGAGGAGGUGGAGGAGUGGCGGAGGAGGGAGCUUGCUGGUGCUGGGGUGAAGGGGAGUGGGAGGAAGGGUAGGAAGAGAGGAGGGAAGAAGGGGAAGGAAGAUGGGGGAGAGGAGGAGGAUGAGGAUGGGGAGGAGGAGGAAGAGGAGGAGUUGGAAAGAGAGAGGGAGGUGAGGAGGCAGGAAAUGAUGGAGGAAUUAGAAGAGGAGGUUGAGACGGAGAAGCAAAGGCGUUGGGAGGAAAUGGAGGAGGAUCUUAUCGGCCAAUGGGAGGCCAAGAAAGAGGAGCGGCUCGCUGAGCUGGCGCGUAAAGUGGACGCUGACGUGGCAGAGGGGUAUGAGAAGUUGAGAAGGGAGAAGGAGGAGGAGAUUGAGCGGAAGAUCUGGGAGCAGAAGGUUGCUGAGGUGGACGGGCAGAUUGGAAAAUUGCUCGAGGAGGAACGAGCGGUUCGGCUGCAAGCUGCCCGAAAAGUCAUGGACGCUUCGUUAAGAAAGCAAAUCGCGAGUGAGAGAGAGGAGAGUCUGGGGCAGAUGAGGAAGGAAUGGGAUGAGAUGGAACCAGAGCAGCAGGAGGCGUGGGUGGUGCAGCAGAGAGAGGAGAAGGGGCGGAGGAUGGAAGAAGAGAUGAAGAGGCGGGUAGAAGAGGAAGUAAGGGAUUAUAGGGAAAGAAUGCUGGCGACAGUGGCGGCAGAGGAGAGAGAGGUGAGGUCGAGAGAGAGCAACAAGAGAGAUCUAGUGAGGAUUGAGCGGGAGUAUAAGCGGCAGAGGCAGGAAAUGGAACUGAGGGCGUCGCAUGCUCUAGAGGCUUUCAGAACGGAUCUCAGCGUGAGGCUGGAGAGAGAGAAGCUGAGACUAAGACGGGAAGCGAAGCACGCUUUAGAGAGGUAUGAGAUUGAGCUGGAUAUUAAGGUGGAGAAAAAGGUGGAGUCUAUGAGGGUGGACCUGCAGAUUAGGUUAGAGGCUAUGCGGAGGGAGAUGGAGGUGACUCUAAGGAAGAAGGUAGAGGAGGAGCGGGUGAGACGGCUGGAGAUUCUGAGUCGCGAGUUGAAGGCGGAAGAGAGGGAGAUGAGGCGAGGGUGGAGGGAGCUUAUGGCGCAGGAGGAGGCGAAGGUGAGAAGGCAGUACGAGCAGAGAAGGAAUUUGUUGAGUAAUGCGCUAGAGAGUGAGUCGAGUGGCGUGGAGGGGAGAGGAGGGGGUGUGGGGGGAGAGGACGGGAAGCAGCAGGGGAGGAGGGGUGCGAACCGGAACCCGCACCAGCAGGUUGGGUUCGGCGGGUUAGGUUCGGGUGGGGUAAGGGGGAUGGGAGGGGGGAUGGGCGGGGGCGGAGGGGGAAUGUUUGGCGGGAUGGGGGGCGGAAUGGGGGGAAUGGGGGGGAUGGGCGGGAUGAGGUUGAUGGAUGGGAGUGGGGGGAGUGGAGGGGGAUUCAGGCUAUUAGAGGUAGCUAAUGAGAAGGUGGGUGGGGGUGGGGAGGGUAUGGGAGGGAGAGGAGGAGCGGGAGGAGCGAGAGGGAGAGUGGGCGGCGGAGGAGGGAUGGGAGGGAUGGGCGGGGGCGUAGGGGGAAUGGGUGGGGGUAAUAUGGGCGGGUCUUGGCUGGAAGAGCUAAGGAGUGGAGGGGAGUCAGAUGUGAGUCUCAGUCAUGGGCUGAGUGCUAGUAGGGAGUUUGAACCGGGUACAGGGGAGGACAGAGGGAGGAGAGGCAGAGGGAAGGGAGUGCGGAGGAGAGGGGAGCGUGGGGACGGGGAAGAGGGAGAGGAGGAGGAGGAGGAGGAGGAGGAGGAGGAGGAGGAGGAGGAGGAGGAGGAGGAGGAGGAGGAGGAGGAAGAGGGAGAAGGUGAGGAGGAGGAAGAGGAGGAAGGGGAGGGUUUGGAUUUAGGGCAAGGGCGAGGGGGGCUUGUGGAGGAGGGAGGGUCUAUGUCUGAAGAGCCAGAGCAGCUGGAGGGGCAACAAGACCGGCAGCAGCAUCACCAGCAGGAGAAAGCUAACGCAGCAGGAGCAUCAGGAGCAGCAGUGGCAGCAGCAGCAGGUGGGGCAGCAGCAGGAGGGGCUGGGGCAGGGGCAGGGGCAACAGCGACGGCGGCAGCGGGUGGUGAAGUAGCUGCGAGUGCAGCGAGUGCCCUAGGGAGUGCUGAGCCGGAUCGAUCUGAUGAGGCUGACAGCAAGAAGGACGUGGACUCUCUCCCCCUGGAGGCCACAGGGGGAGGCGCUGCCGUGUGGGGUGCGGGGGGAGAGCGGGGGGAGAGGGGGGAGCGGGGAGAGGUAGGGGCGGAUGGGGCUGGCGGGUUGGAUGUUGGUGGGAGAGACGGAGGGGGAGGGGGGAAGGCGGUGGGUGAAGCAGCAGGGGCUGCUGGCGCAGGAGUGGGAGGGGCGGAGGGGCAAGGAACAGCAGCAGCAGUAGCCUUGGGGCCGCAUCCAUUGGGAUCUCCUGACGAUUCGGGAAGCAACUUCGGGGAAAGUUCGUCAGAGCUCCCGAGGUUGACUCUGGGGGUGGCGGGGGGGGAGGGGGAGGCAGCGGGGUUGGCUGGGGACUGGAUGGGGCGGGGGUGGGCGAAGCCGGGGCAGAGGCGGUCGAGGAAUCGCAACAGCGGGAAGGCAGCACGGCAGCCGAAUGAUGUGGCGGAUUAUUACUCCGAGUGGAGCGAAUCCGGGUCGGAUCUGGAGCUAGUGGAUAGGGAGUUCAGGCCAGGGGGCGGCAGGAAGGGCAUGGACAACGGAGACGAGCUCUUUGAUGAGGAGGGCGUGCCCUUCAGCGAACGAGCAUCCAUGGUGGAGCAAGCAAAGCUAUUCGCAGCGGAGCAGCAGAAGUAUCUCAAAGAACGACAAGCAGUCAUAGAGGCCGCCCGGCAGGACUGGCAGCGCCAGAUGGCUGCCGCCCUCAAUGCUGUGCUUCCAUCCAUGGUGGAGCAAGCAAAGCUAUUCGCAGCGGAGCAGCAGAAGUAUCUCAAAGAACGACAAGCAGUCAUAGAGGCCGCCCGGCAGGACUGGCAGCGCCAGAUGGCUGCCGCCCAGGAGGUCUCAGAUGAGGACGACAGACGCCGCCGCAUCCAGCACCUGACGGAUCUUAAAGCCACGUUGGAUCAGCAUGUGAGGGAGUUGAAUGAUGACGCCAGGCAUGUUAGUCAACUCAAGAAAAAUCUGCUAAGUUUUUCCCGGAAUGGGGCGAAUAGUGGGGCAGGGAGUGGGCCUGGUGCAGGGAGUGGUGGUGGGAGCGGGGAUUUCGGGAGGGGAGGGAGGGGAGGGGGAGGGGAGGGAGGGAGGAGGGACGGGGGAGCGGGAGGGAGGGGAGGGGCGGGCGGGAGAGGGGAAGGGGGAGUGGGGAUUCCGCCAGGUGGCGGCGUGCGAUUGGAUCAGAACGGGCCGCUGUUGAAUUUCCCGCCGGAUGCGAUUAUGUCCCGAGCCUCUUCGUUUGCUUCGGCGAGCAUGGGUCGGGAGAGCUUCGAUAUUGAUGAGAUGAUGGGCGGGCUAGGGUUGGAAGGGCCCUGGCGCAGGAAUAGGGAAGCGGCUCGAGCAGCAGGCAGUGGCAGCGGCGGCGGCGGUGGUGGUGGGGGGGGUGGGGGAGGGGGUGCUGGGGGAGGUGGCCUGUUUUCUCUUGACGACUCACCCACAGCUCGUGACAUGGACGGGCGGGGCGACUUGAGGGCUGAAAAUAGGGUGGAGGGGAGGGCAGAGGGGAGGGUGGGUCAGGAUAUGGAGGGGAGGGAAGGGCGUGAGGUGGAGGGGCGAGGAGGGAGGGAGGCGGGCGGGAGAGCAACGGCGGCUGGGCAUCGGCUGUCGAAGCUGCAAGAUGAAUCGGGUGUUGGGAGUGGCAGUGGCAGGGAACAGGUGGGUGAAACACCGACUAAGUGCCCUCCCUGUUUUCCUCUCCCUUUCCCCCUGUCCUCCUCUCCCUUUCCCCCUGUCCUCCUCUCCCUUUCCCCCUGUCCUCCUCUCCCUUUCCCCCUGUCCUCCUCUCCCUUUCCCCCUGUCCUCCUCUCCCUUUCCCCCUGUCCUCCUCUCCCUUUCCCCCUGUCCUCCUCUCCCUUUCCCCCUGUCCUCCUCUCCCUUUCCCCCUGUCCUCCUCUCCCUUUCCCCCUGUCCUCCUCUCCAUUUCCCCCUGUCCUCCUCUCCAUUUCCCCCUGUCAUCCUCUCCCUUUCCCCCUGUCCUCCUCUCCCUUUCCCCCAGUCCUCCUCUCCAUUUCCCCCUGUCCUUCUCUCCCUUUCCCCCUGUCCUUCUCUCCCUUUCCCCCGGUCCUUCCCUCCCACCUUUCCUCCCCCUCUCUCACAUCCCUUCCCUUUCCUACUGUCCUCUCCCACCAUUCACGCUUCUCUCAGCCAUCCCUUUCCCCCCUCCCCUGCCCCUCGCCUUCCCCCACUACCGUCCCUUCCCUUUCCACUACGGUAGAGGCCAUUCAACCCGCGCGUCGCUUCUCCAAGGCGCCUGACUACUCGCUCAUCACGCCCAUCCUCUACGCGCCGCUCUUCCCACUAAUACGAAUCACGCUGCGCCACAAGCCCAAGCUGAGGGACCGUCUCUUCGUGACCGCUGUAGCCAGCGCGUUCCUGCACGGCGCAUACAUGAACUACCGAUUCUAUAAUGCGGAGAGUUAUCAGCAAUCACAAAGAACCUGA